Molecule: messenger RNA, 675 nt
Organism: Triticum turgidum subsp. durum (durum wheat)
Lineage: Eukaryota; Viridiplantae; Streptophyta; Magnoliopsida; Poales; Poaceae
Source: the annotation of a GenBank genome assembly
AUGGCGUCGAAGCCGCUCGAGUUUGAGGAUCUGUCGCGGACAUGCCGGAGGGACCGUUUCUGCCAGCUUUGCGCACGCGCCUUCUGCUCUCACUGCUGCGGCUACCAUCACAGCGGGCCAUUCCACUCGGUCAUCCCUGUCGACGUGGACGCCGCCGGCCGGCCUGUCUUCUCCACGACCUUCGAGUUUGGGGACUCGGAGCAGUCGCUGCGCUUGCGCGACGCCGUCGUCGGCACCAUUGCCGCGGAGGACUAUGCCACGCCGCUCCUCAGGGAUUCGUACUGCAUGGCAUGUAAGAGAAUCUUCUGCGCUGGCACCUGCUCGCACCAUCAUGACCUGUGUGGCCCUGACGCCGUUCUCCACAUCCGCGAGCACGGUGGCGCCUACUGCGUCCGGUGCACGGGCUCCGAGCCGUGGUUCCCUCACAUGGAGAGCAUUAUGGGUGACCCGGUCGGUGAGGAUCGGGAUGAGCACGGCCACUACCAGCUGCUUCUGCCGGUGCUGAGGAGGGCACCGGGCAAGUGCGUGCAGUGCGGCGCCCAGGUGCAGUGGGAUUCGAAGGAGCACUGUUCGGAGCCCUGCGCCGCCGCCCACCAGCAGGAGGUCGACCGGCGGAGGGAGCGCCGGGAGGCCAGGCGUGCAGCAAGGGAGCUCGCUAAGCUACAAAUCCAUUGA